Molecule: messenger RNA, 1281 nt
Organism: Chara braunii
Lineage: Eukaryota; Viridiplantae; Streptophyta; Charophyceae; Charales; Characeae
Source: the annotation of a GenBank genome assembly
GCUUACCGUAGGAAGCCAGACCCGGCGAAGACAGACAAUAAAUCACAGUGGCCAACACCCCUGCGCACGACAACGGAGGCGUGGUCGGAUUUUGGAGGAUCUUCAUUAAGAAUUUUGCCAAAAUUGCCGAGCCUAUUCGGGCCAUGAUCAGAGAAGAGGGGACCAUGGAUUGGACGGAGGAGCGAGAAGAAGUUGUCCAAACCCUCAAGGACAUACUGGCAUCGGAGCAAGUCGCCUUGUCCGCACCCUGUUUCAAUGACGAAGUGGGACGGGCCUUCAUCCUAGAGACGGAUGGAGGACCUUUGGCCGUAGGAGGCGUGCUGAUUCAACGGGAUGAGGAAGAGAGAGAGAGACCGAUUAGGUUCGAAAGUAGAACCCUGAACUCCGCAGAACGACGGUACUCGCAGUUCAAAAAGGAGGUCUUAUCCAUCUUACAUUGCCUCAAGACCUUCCAGGCCUACCUAUUUGGGAGGCGGUUCAUCUUAAGGCUCGAUCCGAUGAAUGUCGCAGGGGCCUUAAAGAACUACAAGCCUAUAGAUCCGGUAGUGGGAAGAUGGGUAGGAUUUAUCUGGCAGUUCGAUUACAAGAUCGAACGGAUUGCGGGAAUCAGAAACAAGGCCGAUGGACUGAGCCGGGUCUGCAUCACUCCCGAAGGGGUGGAGGAUGCGGAGCCCAUAGAUGCAUUCCUUGAAUACGAAGGAGGAACUCUUGCGGUGGACAACGAAAUGAUGGGCGAAGGAUGCGCGUCGGGAGAACUGUUGAUCCGGACUUUGGAGAAGAUGGCGCCUGCCGUAGCAGCAGAACUUAAGGAAGGACCAGUCACCACUCAAGGUCGCAAAGAGGAGAAAGAUUCGUGGGGAGCAAUAGUAGGACCGAAGGAGGAACUAAUAGCAAUGGCGGUUGAGGGAGGCCGAGAUGCCGUGAUGAGCUUAGUGAAAUCUUGGGAAAGGAAAGAGUUGCGAUGGAUGAUAAACCAGAUGCAGGAAAGAAAGGAUGAGAAAUGGGAAAGGAAGGAGUUUUUCUAUGCCCAGAUAUACGAAGGGAUCUUUUGGGAGAUCGAGCUGUUACUGGUAGGAAAUAAACAACCCACGGAAGUCAGCGCUAAAGCAAGGGAGGAGGCCGAAAGGUAUAUUCUAGAUGCGCGAGACGACUUGAGUGGGUUUGUGGAGGUGAUCCGCGCAUGACCACGGAAGACUUAAUUAAGGCAAGGUGUCAACAAGUUCUUAAGAACGAAGAGGUCAUGGAAGACAUCGCCAACUGGGUGCUAGACAGCAAGAUGAG